AUGAACGGGGCGAACGGCACCAAGCGGCCGUAUCCUGGUGAGUCUGGACCCAUGCAGAAGGGUCAACAGGUCCUCUUCUUCUUCGAGUCCGAUGCCAGCGAAGUUGAGGCGUCCCUGCUCUUCUGCGGCACUCCGAAGAAUGCUCGGGCAGCAGGCAGCUUCCUCUUCGCAGCGUCGCACGCCUGGCUGCAUGGCACCUUGGAGCAGUCCUAUGACCCCAGCAAGCUGGAGCCGGAGCGCCAGGAGACCUGGCCCCUGGUGCAGCCCAAGGCUGAGUACAAGUUCGUGACCCGCCAGGGGCAGACCAAGCCUGCAGGUGGCCCUCGCCGGGUUCGUUGGUUGUGCUUCACCAAGAACCCGCCGUGCCAAGUCUCUUUGGUCUUCUUCCGAUGGAGCGGGGAGUACUCAAAGUGGAUGGACGAGCAGGAGGCCAACGAUGGCGACUGGGGUAAGUAUGGCUCUCCGCCCAGCGACGAAUACAUGGGCCAUGUGGUGGAGAAGGGCAUCAAGGUCCAUCCCCGCCUGAAGGAUGAUCAGGGGAUGCCACUCUAUGAGCUGCACCAUGUUUUUAUGGGCAGCUCACAGGACGCCUGCGUAGUCGCGCAGCAAACGCACAUCAUCCGUGCUGGCUUGAAAGCCCCCCGGCGCGCUGGCUUUUGGAUGCUGUGGCCUGCGGAGUGGGAGGAUUUUGGGGAUCCUGACUAUGCUUGCUACAUCGAGCGGCAUUCGAUGUUCGCCGCCAUGCGUGCCUGUGAG
Messenger RNA from Effrenium voratum, 756 nucleotides. NCBI's taxonomy places the organism in Eukaryota, Dinophyceae, Suessiales, Symbiodiniaceae. The record is from the annotation of a GenBank genome assembly.